GGAGCACACAGGAAAAUGCUUGUGGCUGCCUUUGGGCCUCAGGCAGGGAGAGGCUGGGAUAAAAGCAAGCCCAGCUGUUUGCUCUCUCCACCACUUCUGCCACCUCCUUCUCCUUGGGAACCAAAUUCACCUCCAGUCCCCAGACAUGUCCUGCUCUGACCAGUGCUGUCCCUGUGGCCCCUGCCAGCCCUGCGGCCCGUGCCCGCUGGCCAGCAGCUGCAAUGAGUGCUGCUGCAGGCGGUGCCAGGACUCCGUUGUGGUCAUCGAGCCCUCUCCCGUGGUGGUGACCCUGCCCGGACCCAUCCUCAGCUCCUUCCCUCAGAACACCGCCGUGGGAAACUCCACCUCCGCUGCUAUUGGCAACAUCCUCAGCUCCAACGGAGUGUCCAUCAACACUGGCUGCUGUGACCUGUCCUGCAUCACCAGCUGCUACUGUGGCAACAGAUGUCGGCCCUGCUAAAUCUGCUGGUCAUGACCAUGGGCAUGAGUUCACAAGAAUUCAGAACCUGGUGCUGGAAAACGAAAUAGUUCCAUGAGGCAUUGUCUUUAGACCUUUGAUUAUUAGUUUCCUUCUUCCACACUCUUUUCUCUCUCUUACCUUUGCUUUUGUCUUGUCCCAAUACCAGCCUGGUGGGUGACCUGUUGGCCUCGUCACUCUGCAGUGUUGGCAGACGGACACCCUGAGGAGCUCCACUGCAUUUUCGUGGCUGCCUCUGGUGCUCCCUGGGAGUUGCCUCUCUUUGUUCAUUAGAUUCAUUAAAGUUGUGCUGCAUCCAA
Cuculus canorus (common cuckoo) is the source of this 777-nucleotide messenger RNA. Its product is annotated as feather keratin Cos1-1/Cos1-3/Cos2-1-like. Gene Ontology annotation, cellular component: intermediate filament. The record is from RefSeq and is a predicted model, not a curated record. Bases 146 to 460 code for a protein of 104 amino acids. Gene Ontology annotation, molecular function: structural constituent of cytoskeleton. Lineage: Eukaryota; Metazoa; Chordata; Aves; Cuculiformes; Cuculidae. The transcript has 2 exons.